GCAAGUCUACAUGCGACGCAUCAGCAGGGCAAAGAACGCGAAGAAUCAGGCGGUGAAGUCCGUGGUGCCAGGCAUGUGGGUGCGCUACUUCCGGAAGGAGAAAGGUGAAGCUAAGGGCCGAUUCAAGGGGCUCGCGAGGGUCCUGGCCACAGAGACGGCGCGGCCGGUGGACGGGGACCUCAGCGAAGGACGGGCCCUACACCCUGGGCGUGCAGGAUCCGUGGUGUGGCUGGUGCGAGCCGGGCGCAUCAUCAAGGUGGACCUCUGCCAGAUCCGGGCAGCCUCCUCACGGGAGAUCGCCUACGCAGAGCUGAUGGGAGGCAAAGACACGCCCUGGACAGUCCACACCUUCAUGAACCAGACGAUGAAGCACGAAUACCUGGACUUCACUGGCCACGACUCCACCGAGGACGACAUGGAGAUCUCGACCUUGGAGCAGAUGAAGGAGAACGUGGCCCUCAUGGCGAAGUCCACUCCAGACGCCAGAGCCUUUUGGGCUCGUCAAGGCACGUCACUGGAGGUCUCCGUUGAGGUUCCCCUGGAGGGCAAGCCGCUCAAGCAGGCCACGAGGCACAUGAGUACCUACAUGGCGAGCCAGCUGCGAAAGGGCAAGCGCGAGAUCUCGGAGAGGACGUUGACCCCGGACGAGGUGGUGAAGUUUGGCCAAGCAAAGGCCACGGAUGUGAACAACUAUAUCGUGUCUUCGGUGCUGGAGACGUUCCCACCAGGAGUGACCCCGCCUCCCGAGGACAUCACGCGCAUGAGAUGGAUCCUCGAGUGGAAGAUGGACGAGAACACGGGCGAGAAGAAGCCGAAGGCGAGGAUUGUGGUCCUGGGUUACAUGGACCCCGAGUACGAGCACCGUCCGACCACCGCUCCAACCAUGACGAGAACUUCGAGGCACCUGGUGCUGCAGACGAUGGCGUGGUUGGGCUUCAAGGGCUACAAAGCGGACGUGACGUGGGCUUUCACGCAGAACAGAGAGAUCCAGCAUGACCUGUUCGUGAUGCCUGUGAAGGAGCUCGCGGCGGCGCUGGGGAUGCCCGAGGGCGUUGCGAUGCGGCUCAGGAAGGCGGUCUACGGGCUCGUGGAAGCAGCGAUCGAGUGGUUCAUGACCGUGAGCGAGGCACUGGAAGAGUUCGGUUGGACCCAGAUGAAGAUGGACCCCUGCGUGUGGGUGCUCUACGGUGACGCUCACGGCAAGGAUAACGGCUUCAUCAAGGAGGCGCUGAAGGGCUUCACGAACCCAGAGGCGCUCGGGGACCUGAUCGCGGCGAAGGGGGACAUGGACAUCAUAGCCAUUGCGGGGUCGCACGUGGACGACUUCCUGCUCGGUGGCAACGACGCUGACCCCAGGUGGAUCACUGCCCGGGAACAGAUCGAGAAGCGCUUCAAGUGGAAAGCCCUGGAGAGCUUCCGCAUGGACCAGAGCGAGCAUGUAAAGACCAUCGAGAAGGCAUACCUCACCCCGGAGCGCAAGAAUGCCAAGGACAUGCCGACCACCGACAAAGAGAAAGGCCAGCUGAGGGCUAUCUUAAGAGCCAUCGGGUGGAGGUCCGAGCAGUCAGGCCCUAUGCACUCGGCCGACACGAGCCUCCUGCUCAGCACCAUACCCUCGUCCACCGUGCAGACUAUCAACGAGACCAACCGCUUGGUCGAUCGUGUUCGUGAGUGUGCUGAUCUACCUGCGGUGAUACACAGCCACUCUCAGGCGCAGGUGCUGGUGCCAGCGGAGUGGUCCGACUCCUCCGAGGCCAACCGUCCCGACGGAAAGUCAACGAAGGGCCUGGUGGCAGGGCUGGCACCUCUGAAGAUCCUCAAGGGCGACGAGGCGGACGUGAGCCUCAUAUCCUGGAAGUCCGGGAGGAUCGAUCGUGGUUGCCGCAGUUCCGCGGCAUGUGAGACACGCUCCGCCGUGGAUGCUGAGGACGAGCUGUUUGGCAUCAAGCUGCAGUGGCUAGAGAUCCUGGGCAACAACAUCGACUGGAGGAACCCCGAGGGGAUUCUGCGCAGACUGCAAGGAGCAGUGGUUGUGGAUUCAAAGGGCCUAUACGACAAGCUGCAGACGACAUUCUACACCUUCCGGGGCAAGGAGAAGCGAACCGACGCGGAGGCCAUGACCCUGAAGGAGGGGACGCAGCUCGCCAACUCGCUGACGAAGGGACACGAGCCAGCCCAGCUGCGGAUGUAUUUCAACAACGGGCACCGCUGGAAGCUGGUCUACGACGAGAAGUACCAGAGUGCACGGAGGAGGAAGGCAGCUGGAAUCCAGCCGUUCGAGCACGUAGGAGCGGGCAUUCUCAAGACGCCAGGCGGGACAAUGGCUCACAUCAGUGCAGCUGCGUGCCCGGACUUCCCGCCAUAUGAGACCAUGACCGAGUGCAGUUCAGACGAGGAGGCGGACUCAAGGAUGCUCAGCUUGGAGGGCCCUUAUCCGUGCAAUUCCGAGGUUGAGCAA
Prorocentrum cordatum is the source of this 2458-nucleotide messenger RNA. The record is from the annotation of a GenBank genome assembly. Lineage: Eukaryota; Dinophyceae; Prorocentrales; Prorocentraceae.